AAUCAAACGUCAUGUUUGUAGUUUAAUAAUUUUUCAACCAAGAUUUGAAUUGUUGUAGAUACUUAAUUGAUUGUUUAAUAUCCAAACAAAACGAGUGCGUUUAUAAUACAUUAACAAUACGUAAAUAAUAUUAUUUCUACUACUACUAACAAGAAUAUGUUUUAAUCUCUAUAAAAUUGUGUGACUGAUCGAUUAAAUUUUUCUUUAAUAUUUUUAACAAUGUUCGAAAUAAAGUAUUGUGUGCUAUUACUCUCACUAUCAUUACUAGUUCCCUAUAUUUCGACUAGUGAUGGCGAUAAAUCGCCUUUUUAUCAGAAAUGUUUACAGAAAUGCAAAAAUUUCAACUGCACCUUAGAUGGAGAAUUUACUGCAGAGGCUGCCAAACAGCAGGAGUUGAGUGCCUGGCUGCUGGUGUGGAAGUGUGAGGAUGAGUGCCGCUACCACUGCAUGUGGCGGACGGUGCAGGGCUACAUAGAGAGGGGCUACAACAUACCUAAGUUUCAUGGAAAAUGGCCAUUCCGGAGGAUCCUCGGCGUGCAAGAGCCCGCCUCGGCGUUCGCGUCUGUGCUCAACCUGUGGAUACACAUGAAGAUGUACAAGAGGAUCAUCACAGAAUUCCCUCUAGAUGACACACCUAUGAUCAUGUUUUGGCAUUGGUUUGCUUGGGUGUGCAUGAACGCGUGGCUGUGGUCGGCCGCGUUCCACGCGCGCGACACCUUCUUCACGGAAUUCAUGGACUACGCGUGUGCGCUCUCCAUGGUCAUGGCGCUGCUCAUAGCGGCCAUAGCCAGGAUAACGUACUUGCGCGGGCGAGUGCUGGGCGCCGGUGUGGUAGUGCUGCUGGCGCUGUACUACGCGGCGCACGCGCGCUACCUCUACAGCGGCAGGAUCGACUACGACUACAACAUGAAAGUUAACAUCUUCUUUGGCGCGUGCGGCUCGGCGCUGUGGCUGUGGUGGGCGGCGCGGCGCUGGGCGGCGGCGCGCUACGUGUGGCGGCUGGGCGCGUUCACGGCGCUGUCGGCGCUGUUCCUCGCCAUGGAGCUGUGGGACUUCGCGCCGCGCCUGGGCUGGGACGCGCACGCGCUGUGGCACCUCGCCACCGCCGCGCUGCCCGGCCUCUUUUACAGGUUCGUGAUAGACGACCUGAGACACCUCCGACAGAGCAGAGCGAAGAUGGACUUGAAGUUGCCCUAGUUUUAUACAAGUAUAUGGACGAUUGAGAGUGCUAGCUACACGUACGAGUACUAGUUAAGUUGUUUAUUUAUUAUUAUAAAAAUAAAAUAUCGAGGAAACAUUAA
This is a messenger RNA of Bicyclus anynana (squinting bush brown), 1301 nucleotides long. It is a transcript of the gene PGAP3, whose product is annotated as post-GPI attachment to proteins factor 3. The record is from RefSeq and is a predicted model, not a curated record. Lineage: Eukaryota; Metazoa; Arthropoda; Insecta; Lepidoptera; Nymphalidae. Bases 220 to 1197 code for a protein of 325 amino acids. Gene Ontology annotation, molecular function: hydrolase activity, acting on ester bonds. Gene Ontology annotation, cellular component: endoplasmic reticulum membrane. Gene Ontology annotation, biological process: GPI anchor biosynthetic process. The transcript is spliced from 7 exons.